Messenger RNA from Nestor notabilis (Kea), 1287 nucleotides. RefSeq names its product interferon regulatory factor 8 (gene IRF8). Gene Ontology annotation, cellular component: nucleus. Gene Ontology annotation, biological process: immune system process; regulation of transcription by RNA polymerase II. The transcript has 8 exons. The coding region runs from base 1 to 1287 and encodes 428 amino acids. Gene Ontology annotation, molecular function: DNA-binding transcription factor activity, RNA polymerase II-specific; protein binding; RNA polymerase II cis-regulatory region sequence-specific DNA binding. The record is from RefSeq and is a predicted model, not a curated record. NCBI's taxonomy places the organism in Eukaryota, Metazoa, Chordata, Aves, Psittaciformes, Psittacidae.
AUGUGUGACCGCAACGGUGGCCGGCGGCUCCGGCAGUGGCUCAUUGAGCAGAUCGACAGCAAGCUCUACCCUGGGCUCAUCUGGGAGAAUGAGGAAAAAAACAUGUUCCGCAUCCCAUGGAAACACGCUGGGAAGCAGGACUACAACCAGGAGGUGGAUGCUUCUAUUUUCAAGGCCUGGGCUGUUUUCAAAGGCAAGUUCAAAGAAGGUGACAAAGCGGAACCGGCCACAUGGAAGACGCGGCUGCGCUGCGCUUUGAACAAGAGCCCUGACUUUGAGGAGGUGACAGACAGGUCCCAGCUUGACAUCUCUGAGCCCUACAAGGUCUAUAGGAUCGUGCCAGAGGAGGAACAGAAAAGCAAAGCAGGCAUUGCCAGUGGGAGCAGCCUGAAUGAUGUGAUGGAGAUGGACUGCAAUUCCUCUGCAAUUGAUGACCUCAUCAAAGAGCCUCCCUGUGUAGAUGAAUACCUGGGGAUCAUCAAGAGAAGCCCCUCACCACCCCAGGAGACCUGCAGAAACCCCCCAAUACCUGACUGGUGGGUGCAGCAGCCCAGCCCUGCAAUGCCAUUGAUGAACGGAUACUCCAGCUAUGAGCAGCAUCAUUCAGGUUAUUCCCAGAUGGUGAUCAGCUUCUUCUACAGCGGGAGGCUGGUGGGGCACAUCACCACGUCGUGCAGUGAGGGCUGCCGGCUCUCGCUCAGCCAGCCCUCCAGCCAUGGUGAGAAGCUCUAUGCCCCGGAUGCCCUGGAGCAUGUGAGGUUCCCUUCUGCUGAUGCCAUCCAGAACGACCGCCAGAAGCAGAUCACCAAGAAGCUCUUUGGGCACUUGGAGAGGGGUGUCCUGCUGCACAGCAACAAGCAGGGCAUCUUCAUCAAGAGGCUGUGCCAGGGAAGGGUCUUCUGGAGUGGGAACACCAUGGUCUACAAGGACAGGCCCAACAAGCUGGACCGGGAUGAGGUGGUGAAGAUAUUUGAUACCAACUCAUUCUUCAGAGAGCUGCAGCAGUAUUACAACAACCAGGGCCGCUUCCCGGACAGCAGAGUCAUGCUGUGCUUUGGAGAGGAGUUCCCAGAUGCAGUGCCGCUGCGGUCUAAGCUCAUCCUUGUCCAGGUGGAGCAGCUGCGUGUCAGGCAGGUGGUGGAGGAGGCUGGGAAGAGCUGCAGCAGCAGCCCCGUGCUCCCCAUAGCUGAUGAGACGCAGCACGACCAAGUGUACAGGAUCUUCCAGGACAUCUGUGCGACACACCAGCGGCCGCUCUUCAGAGAAAACCAGCAGAUUGCUGUCUGA